CUACACCCUAAACUUUUUCUUUCAUUCCAAGAGCAUCAACUUUUCUGACAAGUCAACUAUGUAGCACUUUAUGAAUUUUGAUUUGGAAAUCCACCACACGAACAACAUUAAAAAGAAAAUCAAGUUAGUUUAACACAAUUUACCUUUAACAAGUGCAUCUUGAGCAGGCUUUCUUUAAUUAACCAAGAGUCAUCCAAGUUAAUUUUGUUGUGGUCAAUCAUUUCUAUAAGCUCUUCCACCAUUGAGUUGCCUAGCCUUGGAUUUAUCCUUCUCUUCAAUUUUCUUUUUCACAUUUUUCUUUUGAUUGCAACUCAUCUUGUGAAUUAUAAACAACAAUUGCAGGAAUUAUUUUCCCCCCUUUAUCAAGUAAUAUUUCAUUUCAAAAGGCUCCUUCUAAGUGAACUCAGCCUGAUUUAAAACAGUGUCAUAGUGAAGAGGUAAACUGGUAAAGGUCUGUGACUAUCGCCCUUUCUCUAUUUUGUUUUAUCCCACCCAGUGCUUCUCACCAUAACUUUGCAGACAUCCAAAAGAUGGUCUUAAUUAAGAAAGGCCAGCUUUAGAAACAUGGGCCCCAGAGUGAGUUGAUGGCAGUCCUUUAGAAGUUUGGUAUUAAAAACAUAACACUACCAUUGGAAACAGAAUGCUCGCCAAUUCAUUUUCCUUCUGCUGUAAUAGCUUGCACAUGUGGUAAUUUGUUUCAGAACAAACUGCAUAAACCUGACCUGAACCUAAAAUAACAGGUUGAAAAGCAGUCUGUGGUGCACACAGUUGCUUAUAAUGUGAAGCUGCUGGUGUUUCUGGGUGAAGUCUACACCUUAUUGACCGACCUAAGAACCAAACUUGUUUUUCUCAAUGUUCUUUAAAAACAGGAUCUGUUCCAACAAAUUUGUUUAAUGUCUUUAUUGACAUAAGUUACAUAAUGAGAAAAGUGACUGGGUGCCAACAUACACUGUCUGUUACAUAGUAACUGUGUCCAUUCACUGACCCCACAAAAUUAUAGUAGUUGUGCAUAUAUUACAUUAAGUAUAGAAUUUGCAGAGGAAAUCAAAUCGGUUACAACACGGUAACUGAACGGAAAGGUACAGGUCAAGUUGCGAACUGUUCAUUUGAAACAAUUAGUGAUUUGAUGCCAAUGGUGAAUGAUUACUUCUGAUACACUCCUUAUAUUUUUGUGCAAUGUUACAUGAAUAUUUUGAAUUACUUUGGGACUGCUGUUUCUUUUUUGACACUGCUCACAAGUUAAUGGACGCAGGGAGGAACCGAAAACCCAAUUUUGUGGAAGGUGUUUACAGAAUUUAACUUGGGUGAGACAGUUAGUACAGGAUCCAUUGUAAUAAGUUGAUGAAGGAAGUAGUAAAUUUGAAUAAUAUCAAUUGAGUAAGAUGCCCACAAGAUAUCAAGUAGUCCGGGGUUUAGGUGGAGUCGGGGGCAGCUCACUUUGAAUCGGGAUGAUGAAUUAUAGCAAAUGAACUACCUUCAUGUAAAACAACGCCGUGAAAGAGACUAACUGUAGGAGUCAUGAAGAAAUAUGCUGAUGCCUCAAAGUCGUAUAAUUGAGGCACCACUAAUUUCCGGACAAGUGAGCAAAGUAUAUGUAUUGCAGAAUAUUGUUUCGAAGUAGAUAUACAUUAAUGCGGUUUAGAGUUUAUAAUACUGAACACUUAUGACAAUGAAUAUUUGUAGAUGUGUUCUUCUCAGACUAUUGUAUGUUUAAUCCUGGUAAUUUACAUUAAUGACAUGAAUUUGAAAACACUUCUGUUUGAAUUAUCUAUAAUGGCGACAGGACUAUCCCUAAGACGGUAACGAAGGAGGCUCACUUUACUUAUACGAUUGCUACUUUAAAACUUUGAUUGACUAAAAGAUGUAUCUAAAGGCGCGUUUAGCACGAACAUAAUGCUCAUUUCUGUGCUAUUUGAACAAUUUCCUCUGUGCUCAAUACAGUGCAACAGUUUCAUAAACUCUCUUGUUUUCCGUACGGUUCUUCCAGGAGAAAGCUAAAUCAAUUUGUUUGGAUGCUGAAAGAAAGUUGUGUGUUAUAUUUUCUUUUCAAUCACGAAUGUAGAACAAUACAAUUUGUCAGAUUUAUUUUUCGAGCAGUCCUAUUUUGGAGUCCGUUGUUUAUCGUCGUGCGAAAUGGGGACUGCUGCAAAAUCUGAGGGAAUGCCCCAUACAGAAUAACACCACACUCAGAAUCCCAGGCAAAUAUUUGGGUACAUCAGACCAGAGAACCCGGGAAUCAUGUGAAACCAAUUCUAAGAAUAAAUCAUUGUCACAACCAACUCAACGCCGAGGUAAAGGCAGGCAGAAAUUCCUGUCUGUUUCCGAUCGGCAAGUUAUUGUUUGGGACUGCUAGGCUGGUCCGCUGCUUGAAAUUUCAAGACAGAUAUUGGAAAGGCGCCUUUCUUUGUACAGUUCAAAGCGAACAGCUGAAUUUAUCCUUAAAAGCUCCUCAGAUACAACCAGUGAGAAAAUCGGGUAAGUUCUGGGUAGGCAAACAGUGAAAUCAAUCCUUCGGAGUUUAGUUUGAAGGAAAUGUUGACUAAGACUCAGAGCACAGUAAAGGUGACCUCGCUGGCUUGGAUGCUGGCGGGGAGACUAAACUUGUUCUGGUUGAAAUCCAAAGCGCUGGGCGUGGAUUGAGAUAAGAUAAAAUAUUGCAAAGGGAAAGAAAAAAAAAUGUUUUGCCUCUCACCUCACUGGCUGUUGUUUCCCGCCCACCCGGGAACACGUCUGCUCUAUCCGCCCAUCAAGUCGAUAUAUUUAAAGACCAGUUGGGAAAUCACAGCUCACAUUCAUUGUGAAAAGUGAGGUCUGACCUUGCAGAAGAAACCCUUUGACUGUUUUUCCCUCGUCGUUUUGCUUGCUCGUUUUCCCUUCGUGCCUUGUCACCAUGCGUCUGUUAACGAAGAACAUGUUCACCACCCCCUUCAUGUUUGCAAUCCUGUGUCAUUUCAUCGGCGACAACCCCUCUUACGCUGGGGUAUGUUGGCUCCAACAAGGAAGAAAUGGAAAAUGCCAGGCUUUAUCCAUGACACGGAUUGAUCGAGAAGAGUGUUGCAGCAGUGGAAGUGCUCAAGCUGCUUGGACAAGCCAUGAUAUACCAGAGAAUGACAUUUUAAAACUUAUAAUUCUUGGUGGAAUCAAUUGCUUCCCAUGUCACAAAACUUGUGAGGGUGUGGAUUGUGGACCUGGGAAGAUUUGCAAAAUGAAUAAGCAUAACAAGCCAACAUGCAUCUGUGCGCCUGACUGUUCCAAUGUCACAAAAAAAGUACCUGUGUGUGGAACUGAUGGUAAAGUCUACAAGGAUGAAUGUGCCCUCCUUUUGGCAAAGUGCAGAGGACUGCCAGAGCUAGAAGUGCAGUAUCAAGGAGAAUGCAAAAAGUCAUGCACACAGGUUUCAUGCCCGGGUACCUCCAUGUGUGUGAUAGAUCAAACCCACAGUGCACACUGCGUGAUGUGUAGAGUGAUGCCUUGUCCAGAGCCAUUAUCAUUUGAACAAGCACUUUGUGGGAACAAUGGUAUUACCUAUCAUAGUGUGUGCCAUCUGAGGCGUGCUACUUGCUUACUGGGAAAAUCCAUUGGUGUUGCUCACUAUGGGAGAUGCAAUGCUUCAGCAGAAGGGAUCAAGCAAAAAGGAGACAAUCAAGAUAAUACGGUGUUUUCGAAACUUCUCCUUGGAUGGUAGUUUAUAAUGAAUCAAGAAGUUACAAGCAGAGAAAGAAAAGACAUUGGGGCAAAAAUUCCUCUGGGCAUUAGAGUAGUGCCUGUACUAUGUGAGCACUAAUACACAAGUCAUUUGAACUUUUAGUGCUAUCAAAAUAUCCACUCACUCCUUCCUUUCACUUAUGUGACUGAUUUGUCAUCACAAGUUAAUGCAUAGACUAGGCCUCAAGACUUUUCACUUCCAAGGGCUCACUAAGCCACAACUAAAAUUGCUUGUGCGCAAAUAUUCAUGUUAGUUUUAAUGUUUAACCUUUUAAUUAUAAGAAUUGGUGCUAAAAUGGCUGAGUACUGUUCGAGAUUCAGCAGCAGUUAUUAUAAAACAUGAAUGAUUCAGGAAUGUUUCUGUGCACACUGCAACAUGGACUUUGCAUCAAGUGUGACACGGAUAGCAUAACAGAGGAAGAGCAAGAAAAAAUGUCUUGGGACGUUCAAGAGUAUCACAACUUUGUAUUGCCAUGUCAUCACUGUACAGAAGAUCAUUACUGGCACGUGCUGAGUAGAAACACUAGCAUCACCCAUGCCAUUUUAUAGAAUUAGGCCUGCAAUCUAGCAACAAUCUACAGUGCAUUUUACUUAUUGUUAAAUCUUGCAAAUUCUUUUUCAACAAAUACUUGAUUAGCCAGCUUUGUAGUUCACUUGUGAAUUGAAGAGAUCAUGGGUGGCCUGUUUCACAAUACAAAUGCCAUUUAUCUGGAUGCAGCACUAGUAGCUUUUCUUAACAAACAUGUGGCAUCUCAUACUACAAGGUUCCAUUAGCUGUACUCAUGUCGCCAUUUAUCCAAUAACAUUUGGCUAAUAAGCAGAAGUGGGUAAAUUAUGAUCACAUACAAUCUUUCUGAUGCCUUAAUGUUAAGUCAGCCUUGUUAUUCAAAGGUUCUGCCUGCAAUCCUUAAAGCACUUUGCUUUUUAAUUAUGUUACAACAUAUGUAUAAAAGGAUAGUGUGCCACUUUACUCUAACAUUGUAUCUCAUGCACACUGAGAAUGGCCUUAUGGUCUGACAGAAAUAAGGAAGAGGGUCUUAGUGUGUAGUAUCUUAGGACAAUCAUUUUAUAGAGUCAUAGCGAUGUACAGCAAGAAAACAGACUCUUCGAUCCAAUUCAUCCAGGCCGACCAGAUAUCCUAAAUUAAUCUAAUCCCAUUUGCCAGCAUUU
Messenger RNA from Chiloscyllium plagiosum (whitespotted bambooshark), 4875 nucleotides. It is a transcript of the gene fstl3, whose product is annotated as follistatin-like 3 (secreted glycoprotein). Lineage: Eukaryota; Metazoa; Chordata; Chondrichthyes; Orectolobiformes; Hemiscylliidae. Gene Ontology annotation, biological process: anatomical structure development. The record is from RefSeq and is a predicted model, not a curated record. Gene Ontology annotation, molecular function: extracellular matrix binding; protein binding; collagen binding.